AUGUCGGACGAAUCCAAGCACACAUUCGACGGAGAUUCCGAUGCACCCCGGAUUUCUUUUCCGCUGCAGCCCGACACCAGUUCCGAAAAGGACGACGACAGGCAGACAGCUCCAGACCCUGAGAUGGUGCCCGAGAAGUCAUCAGAGCCGCCACGAGCCGCACCCCCACCCCCGGACGGCGGUUACGGCUGGGUCUGCGUGGCGUGCGUGGUGCUCAUCAACGCCCACACCUGGGGGGUGAACUCGUCGUACGGCGUCUUCCUCGCCCACUACCUCUCGACCAACGCCUUCCCCGGCGCCACUCCCCUGCAGUUUGCCUUCGUGGGCGGCCUGUCCAUCUCGUGCGCCAUGCUUGUGUCUCCGCUGGCCACCCUGUCGACACGCCACUUCGGCACCCACGUCUCCCUCUCCGUCGGCAUCGCCCUGCAGACGGCCGGCUUGAUCGGCGCCUCCUUUGCCCGCGACAUGUGGCAGCUGUUCCCCAGCCAGGGCGUCGCCUUCGGUCUUGGCAUGGGCUUCCUCUUCGUGGCGUCGGUCGGCAUCCCGCCGCAGUGGUUCACCAAGAAGAGGUCGCUCGCGAACGGCGUCGGGUCGUCCGGCUCCGGCUUCGGCGGGCUGGUGUACGCGCUGGCCACCGGGGCCAUGAUCAGGUCCCUUGGGCUGGCCUGGUGUUUCCGCGUGCUGGGGCUGGUGUCGUUUGGCGUUAAUGUCGUCUGCACCGUCCUGAUCCGCGAUCGCAAUAAGCUCAUCGGGGCCCGGCACAAGGCCCUGGACCUGAAGCUGUUCAGGCGGCCCGAAUACCUCCUGCUCAACGCGUACGGCUUCUUCUCCAUGCUCGGCUACAUCGCCCUGGUCUUUUCCCUGUCCAGCUACGGCCGCAGCAUCGGCCUGACCGCCUCGCAGGCAUCUGUUAUCACCGCCGUCUUGAACCUGGGCCAGGGGCUGGGAAGGCCACCCAUCGGAUACUUCUCCGACAACGUCGGGCGGAUCAACAUGGCCGGGCUGACCGCCUUCCUGUGCGCCCUGUUCGCUCUGGUCAUCUGGAUCUUCGCCACGAGCUACGGCGUGCUCGUCUUCUACGCCCUGGUCGGCGGCGCCGUCGCCGGGUCCUUCUGGGCCACCAUUGCUCCCGUCACCGCCGAGGUGAUCGGCAUGCAGGACCUUCCGUCUGCACUCAACCUCGAGUGGCUGGUCAUCGUGCUGCCGUGCACCUUUAGCGAGCCCAUAGCUCUCGAGCUGGCCGGGAGCGCCGGCGGCUACAGAGGCACCCAGCUCUUCGUUGGCUUCAUGUACUUCGCCGCCGCCUUGUGCAUGCUUCUCCUUCGCGGAUGGAAGGUGGGCGAGCUCAACGAGGUCAUGAAAAUGGGGAACGGGGACGAACAUGUCAUGGACGCUGCAGAUGUUGAUUUGGCCAGACUAGCUGGGAGGCGUGCAAUUUGGAAACAGUUCUGGAAAUGGCGGAAGGUCUAG
Molecule: messenger RNA, 1470 nt
Organism: Diplodia corticola
Lineage: Eukaryota; Fungi; Ascomycota; Dothideomycetes; Botryosphaeriales; Botryosphaeriaceae
Product: mfs transporter
Exons: 1
Coding region: 1-1470 (489 amino acids)
Biological process (GO): transmembrane transport
Molecular function (GO): transmembrane transporter activity
Source: RefSeq, a predicted model, not a curated record